AUGAAAAAGGCUGUAAAAAGUUUAAAUAAUAUAAAUUGGUUAGGAUGUACUGCACAUACGCUUCAAUUAGUUGUUGGUAAAGGAAUGAAACCAGCAGAAAAAUUAAUUACUCAUGUCAAACGUCUUAUUGAUUUUUUUUUAUGUUCAAAACAAAGUGAACAUUUAGAAGAAGUUCAAAGAAAAUUUCCUGAAUUAGUAGAUGAAUUAAAAAUAGAUAAGGAGUUAGAAAACGCAACAAGUCUCUUGGGCAGCAGUACUUAUUAUACAUACUCAAUGAUGAAUCCUAUUUUAAUUAGUAUUAAACAACAAUUUAUGCUAUUAGCAUUAUGCAGCAAUUUUAUAAUGAUGGUAUUAGAUUUUUCAAAUAAUAAAACAGUAUUUGAUGAUAAUAAUACAAAUGAAGAAGCAAAAAAUCUAAAUACUCCAUUAAAUUCAUCACAAUCUCUUCUUUCAAGUAUUUUAGAUUCACGAAUUAAAAAUUUGGCAAUUGUGUCAGAAGCAAAUAGAUAUACGACUGAAAAACUAUUAAAAAAAAAGUUUGUUAAAAUGAAAACUGAGUUGAGUUUAAAUGAUGCAUCAUCAUUUUUAUUAAAUUCAAAUUUUCAACAAAAGACUGUAAUUCAAAAAACAAAACAACUUAAGAUUCUUGCCAAUCUUAAAAAACCCCAAAUUGCAGUAUUUAAUGAAGUUAGCGAAUAUUUAAAAUUGGAAGAAAUUGAUUUUGAAAGUGAUGCUUUUAAUUGGUGGUAUGAAAGACGUGAAAAUUUUCCAAUUCUAAGUAGGCUUGCUAAAAAAUAUUUAGCAGUUUAUGCCUGUUCUACAGCAUCUGAAAGAUUAUUUUCUAAUGCUAGUAAUCUUUUAACUAUAAAAAAAACACGAAUGUCUCCUAAUCUUUUUAAAAGAAUAAUGUUUUUAAAAAAAAGCCAUAAAUAUUUGGAUAGCAUUCAUACUCCUUUAGAUAUAUAG
Molecule: messenger RNA, 966 nt
Organism: Racocetra persica
Lineage: Eukaryota; Fungi; Glomeromycota; Glomeromycetes; Diversisporales; Gigasporaceae
Source: the annotation of a GenBank genome assembly